AUGAUUAAUGAGAAUCUCCAAGGCAACACACUUGGUCAGUCUUUAAUGCGUGUCAUUGGAGAUUUCGCGUCAAGUCUCACGCCAGAGACAGACUUGUACUCAAUGAGUAGCUGGUGUAGAAAACCUUUCUACGAGGUUGACUUUGGCUGGGGUACUCCUGCAUGGGUUGGAUCUACCUCGACAUAUAACAACAUUGCAUAUGUAUGCCUCAUUGACUCAAAAGAUGGUGCAAGUGUAGAAGCAUGGAUAAGCUUACCCGAGCAAGAUAUCCCGAUCUUCCUCCGUGACCAGGACCUUCUUUCUUAUGCCGUUCUAAACCCCCCGGUCUUGAUCUAA
Eruca vesicaria subsp. sativa (arugula) is the source of this 336-nucleotide messenger RNA. The record is from the annotation of a GenBank genome assembly. Lineage: Eukaryota; Viridiplantae; Streptophyta; Magnoliopsida; Brassicales; Brassicaceae.